AUGUUCCAUGGAUUGCCAAGUGAAGACCCCAUUGACCACCUUGAUGAGUUUGAUAGGCUUUGUGAUUUGACAAAGAUCAAUGGUGUCUCUGAAGAUGCCAUCAAGCUGAGACUCUUUCCUAUGUCUCUAGCUGACAAAGCUCACCAAUGGGAGAAGAGCUUGCCCCAUGGCACAAUCACCACUUGGGAUGAAUGCAAGAAGGCCUUUCUUGCUAAGUUUUUCUCCACCGGUCGCACAGCCAAGCUUAGAGGAGAGAUAUCCAGCUUCAUCCAGCGAAACAAUGAGACAUUCGCAGAGGCUUGGGAGAGGUUCAAAGGCUACACAAGUCAGUGCCCACACCAUGGAUUCAACAAUGAAUCACUACUCUCCACUCUUUAUAGAGGAUGCUUGCCUAGGUAUAGGGAGAUGCUAGACACAGCUAGCAAUGGGAACUUCCUCAACCAGGAUGUAGAUGAUGGCUGGCAACUUGUGGAGAACAUGGCCAUAUCAACAGAAUGCUAUGGAGAGCACUAUGAAAGUACAGAUGGAGCUCGACCGCACUCGAUCGAGCUGGACGCUCAGAUGAGAAAAGACAUGCUUGCACUCAACUCGAAGUUGGACAAACUGAUCCUAGCCCAAUUCCCUGCCAAGCAUGUCAACUAUGUCUCAGAACAAACCUUAGUCAAGGACCAGGAAGGGGAGGAGACAACACAAGAAGUUUGCUACAUUCAAAAUAGACAAGGAAGCUAUAGGAAUCCUCAACAAGGGCGAUACAACAAUUAUCAAGCCCCCUGGCCGCACCACAACAAAGUUCCACAAGGCUUCAACACAAGGACUACUCAUACCCAACCAACUCAUGAUUGGGAUAUGAAGGAAAUGCUCCAACAACUUUUACAAGGGCAAGCCAAAGGUUCUCUGGAAAUGAACAACAAGCUGGUUGAGAUACACUCUAAACUAGAGUCAUUGACUUCAAGAGUCCAAAUCAUUGAGUCUUCAAGUGCAUCAUCCUCUUCACCACAAGAAGCUCGAUCGAGCCAGAAGAGAGCAGACAAAGCAAACUCCAGCCAACCAGCUAAACCUGUUGCAAAGAAGAAAGACACUCCAGCAGGACCACCACCAUACAAGCCCCCUCUGCCCUUUCCAGGAAGGUUCAAGAAACAACUGUUGGAAGCACACAAGGCCAAGUUUGAUGAACUAAUGAGACAGCUUGAGUUGAAGUUGCCCUUCAUCGACGCCUUGAUGCUCAUUCCACCUUAUCAGAAAUUUCUGAAGGAUGCUGUUCAGCAAAGAACCAGGGAAGCACAAGGGAUGGUAGUGUUGACUCGCGAGUGCAGUGCAAUCAUUCAGCGGAAGGUCAUCUCCGACAAAAAGGAAGAUCCGGGGAGUUUCACUUUGCCCUGCAUGUUGGACCCCUAUCUUUCAAAAACAGUCUCUGCGAUCUAG
Messenger RNA from Microthlaspi erraticum, 1422 nucleotides. Lineage: Eukaryota; Viridiplantae; Streptophyta; Magnoliopsida; Brassicales; Brassicaceae. The record is from the annotation of a GenBank genome assembly.